GAGAGGUCAGGAACAGACCCUCCCCUCACAGCCCUCAGGAGGAACCAGCCUUGCUGACACCUCAUCUGGGACAUCUAUCUUCCAGAACUGGCAGGCUCUGUUUUUCAGCAGUCACUGGACUUUGGCACAAUGACUUCUCAGUUUCUGGCUUAUGUGGCAAUUUCAGCUUUCUGUGUCUUAAAAGCCAGCUCCCUGGAUACUUUCAUUGCAGCUGUUUAUGAGCAUGCAGUGAUAUUGCCCAAUGCCACCCUAACACCAGUGUCUCGUGAAGAGGCGUUGGAAUUAAUGAGCCAGAAUCUAGAUGUCUUGGAAGGAGCAAUCACGGCAGCAGCAAAGCAGGGUGCACAUAUUAUUGUGACUCCGGAAGAUGCUAUUUAUGGCUGGAACUUCUCCAGGGAAACUCUCUACCCAUACUUGGAGGAUAUCCCAGACCCUCAAGUAAACUGGAUCCCCUGUAAUGAUCCUAACAGAUUUGGCCACACCCCAGUACAAGAAAGACUCAGCUGCCUGGCCAAGAACAACUCUAUCUACGUUGUAGCAAAUAUUGGAGACAAGAAGUCAUGCAACACCAGUGACCCACAGUGUCCUCCUGAUGGCCGUUACCAAUACAACACUGAUGUGGUAUUUGAUUCUCAGGGAAAACUUGUGGCACGCUACCAUAAGCAAAAUCUUUUCAUGGGAGAAGAUCAAUUCAAUUUACCCAAGGAGCCUGAGGUUGUGACUUUCAAUACCACCUUUGGAAGGUUUGGCAUUUUCACGUGCUUCGAUAUACUCUUCCAUGAUCCUGCUAUUACCUUGGUAAAAGAUUUCCAUGUGGACACCAUACUCUUCCCAACAGCUUGGAUGAAUGUUUUGCCACUUUUGUCAGCUAUUGAAUUCCACUCAGCAUGGGCUAUGGGCACGGGUGUCAAUUUUCUUGCAUCCAACAUACAUUAUCCCUCAAAGAACAUGACAGGAAGUGGCAUCUAUGCACCUGAUUCUCCAAGAGCAUUUCAUUAUGAUAUGAAGACAGAGAAGGGAAAACUCCUUCUCGCACAACUGGAUUCCCACCCUUACCACCCUGUAGUGGCAAAUUGGACUGCUUAUGCCAGCAGUACAGAAGCACUCUCAAGGGGAAACAAGGAAUUUAAGAGCAUUCUCUUUUUUGAUGAAUUUACCUUCGUGGAGCUCACAGGAGCCAUGGGAAAUUACACCGUUUGUCAGAAAGAUCUCUGCUGUCAUCUAAGCUACAAGAUGUCUGAGAAGAGAUCAGACGAAGUUUAUGCCCUAGGGGCAUUUGAUGGACUGCAUAUUGUUGAAGGACGCUAUUACCUACAGAUUUGCACUCUGUUGAAGUGUGCAACAAAUGACUUAAACACUUGUGGUGACCCAGUUGAAACUGCUUCCACCACGUUUGAGAUGUUCUCCCUCAGUGGCACUUUUGAAACCCAGCAUGUCUUCCCUGAGGUGUUGCUGAGUGAAAUUCAGCUUGCACCUGGAGAAUUUCAGGUAUCAAGUGAUGGACGCUUGUUCAGCCUGAAGCCAAUAUCUGCACCUGUAUUAACAGCAACUCUGUUUGGGAGGUGGUAUGAGAAGGAUGGGGCAUUAAAUGUUUCAUCAGCCCUCACGGCACAGGCACUAAUAAUAAUGCUAAUAGUUAUAACACCUAUUGUAUACUCAAUAUAUUGGUAAAAUAUUUAUAUUUUCCAUUUUAUUUUGGAUAAUUUAAAUAAUGACAGAUGAGAAAAGGAUUGGUCUGGAUUUUUGCUAAUUGCGGUCUCUGGUGUAAAUGAAUUACUAAUAUACAUUUAUGUAGCACACAC
Messenger RNA from Galeopterus variegatus (Sunda flying lemur), 1802 nucleotides. RefSeq names its product vanin 1 (gene VNN1). Gene Ontology annotation, molecular function: hydrolase activity, acting on carbon-nitrogen (but not peptide) bonds, in linear amides. The transcript is spliced from 8 exons. Bases 130 to 1671 code for a protein of 513 amino acids. NCBI's taxonomy places the organism in Eukaryota, Metazoa, Chordata, Mammalia, Dermoptera, Cynocephalidae. The record is from RefSeq and is a predicted model, not a curated record.